AUGAAUAUAGAGGACAAAGCCACUGAUCUGACCUAUCAAUUGAUUGAAGAUAUUGACAACGUUUCUGCUAAUGAGAAAAAAUUCCUUGGAAUACGUAUUAAAAACAAAUACAGCAUUGUUAAUGUCCUGGCUAUUCCAUUAAUUCAAGGUCACCUUACAAUUGUGGUAUUUUUCUUUACAGUUCAAAUCAUAUUCCUUUUGAGAGAUCCACUAUACUACAAUAUCUCGUAAGAGGAUAUAGGAACUAUUAGCAGCGACCUUAUUUUUUAUUCGAUGUUUCCUUAAAUGGUAGCAGUUAUAGCCUAUGGAUAUAUUUAUGAUAUCUAUGGAAGAAGAAAAACGAUUACAUUCAGCGUUUUAGGAGCAUGGUUAGUAUUAGUUCUAGUACCUUAAGGAGCGCCAAAUGUUUAUCCUUUUGUUUAUAUAAUUAGAUCUAUCUUUACAAUAACUACUAUUGGAUCAACUUCGCAUCCAUUAAUAAAUGACUACGUUAAAAAUGAUUCAAGAGGAAAAGCUAGUGCAUUACAAACUUUUGGUUCAAUAUUUGGGGAUUUGUUGAAUUACUUUGUUAUAUUACCAUUAAUUUCUGGACUAAUAGUGGGAUAAUAAUUUUAUAUAGUGGGAACAUUAUUUGUAGUAAUUGCUAUUAUUCUCUGGUUCAUUGUAAAAGAACCUCACUUCCAUUCUAUCAGAGGAUAGUCAUCAAUAGAGUAAAAAUAGAAAAUUUCAUUUGAAAGUGUAGAGCUUACAAAGGUUUAUGAAGAUGAAUCAGUAAUUACUAAAACUAAAAAGCUUACUAAGCACUUAAUUUGGCAAUGUUUUCAUAAAAGUAUUAUUCCAAUGUGUUUUCUUGGUAACUUUAUCGUGAGGAUAAAUAUUAUUAUGCUGUCAAACUACAUGACUUUGUGGACAUCAAGUUUCAUUGGAACUGAUUAUAUAAAAGACUCUCAGCAAGCCUAGCAAAUAGUGCAAAAUUACAGUACCUACUCUACUUUGACUAAUUUAACUUUAAUUAUUCCCUUGGGUUAUAUUGCUGAUAAAUAUAAGUACAAAUACUUGAUGGGAUUUUUCACAGUACUCAAAAUAUCAUCAAUCACUUGCUUCUUUUAGUUGACUAACCCUAAUUCGAUCGCAACAACUCUAGUUUAUAUCACGAUGGUAAUUUCACAUGGAGCAUAGAAUUUAUUAACCGAUGCUGUAUUUGCAAAGAAUUUACCUAAGGAUAUUAGAGGCUCGUUGUAAGGAACUUAUUAAUUAAUAGGAACAUUUGGAGUAUUGAGUUUUACAAAAGUAGGGGCAUACUUAUAUAACGAUUUCGGGCCUUCGUAUCCAUUUUUAUAUGUAGCCUGCUUUGAUGGGCUAUUUCUAUUUGCUCUUGGAAUAUUAGUGACUUUCACAAAAUUUAAUCACUGA
Molecule: messenger RNA, 1413 nt
Organism: Stylonychia lemnae
Lineage: Eukaryota; Ciliophora; Spirotrichea; Sporadotrichida; Oxytrichidae
Source: the annotation of a GenBank genome assembly